GGACUCCGGAGCGCCCCGGAACAUGAACACCCAUAGCUGCCUGAUCCCUUGCAGAUCGUGUUUUUCGGCUUAAUCAGGUUCCGGCUGCUUGUCAUGGUGUCUGUACGUGUCCGUGUACAUGCCUACUUUUCUGCAAUACGGUGCGGUAUUUUUUUUAAAAAAACGUGUUGCAUGCAUGUGCUCUUAUCGACCAUUUACCGCUUGUUCAGUCUCCGAAUGGUCCUUUUGAGGAGCAUUUUCUCUUCCUUUUCUGAGUAGCACGGCAGACGGAAAUUCUGGCACAUUUCGCAUUCUUCGGCUCCUUUAGAGAGUAAAAUGGAGGCUUUCGAUGGAUCCGACCGCGGGGAGACUUUGUUAGACCUGUCCCACCUCGAUCUGGACGGUCUGGAGCUGGACGGGGUGACCGAGGAGCGGAAGAGGGACACCAAGCUGCUGUAUCUAACUUUCAACAGGCUGGCUGUGCUGCCCUCCUCCGUCUCCCUUUUCUCUAGCCUGGAAUUUCUGGACAUCAGCAACAACGGGCUGCAGCUUAUCUGCGAAGGCAUUACCCGACUGACAAGGCUGAAGACGCUCAUAGCCAAAAACAACCGCCUGGAUGAGUCUUCUCUGCCCAAGCACUUCGGCACCUUGCAGAUCGAGAUGCUGAACUUAAGUGGGAAUCGCUUUGAGGAGAUGCCGCCCCAGUGCCUCAAGCUGCGGCGGCUGCAGUCUCUGUCCCUUGGAGGAAACCGACUCAAAUCCAUUCCGGCAGAAAUAGAAAACCUGAAAUGCUUGGAGACGUUAUACCUGGGCGGCAACAUGAUCGGGGACAUCCCACCGGAAUUGGCAAACCUUCCUUCCCUGAGCUACCUGGUACUGUGUGACAACCGCAUCCAGAGUGUGCCGCCCCAGCUGACCCGGCUGCACUCACUCCGUUCCCUGAGCCUCCACAAUAACCUGCUCACCUACCUGCCCCGUGAGAUCAUCAGCCUGGUGCACCUGCAGGAGCUCAGUCUUCGUGGCAACCCUCUGGUGGUGCGUUUCAUCAGGGACAUGACCUACGACCCUCCGUCUUUGCUGGAGCUGGCAGGACGUGUCGUCAAAUCCAAGAACCUGCCGUACAGCCUCUGCGAUCUGCCUGACCACCUGGUGCAUUAUUUGGACAUGGCAAGCAAGUGUCCCAAUCCCAAGUGUGGAGGUGUGUACUUCGACUCCUGUGUGCGGCACAUCAAGUUUGUGGACUUCUGUGGGAAGUACAGGCUGCCCCUGAUGCACUACCUUUGCUCGCCGGAAUGCUCGUCCCCCUGCAGCUCAAACCCCCAGAGCGACGCUGACUCCGAGGAUGAGAGCAGUGUGCCGGCGGACCGGCUGCAGCGGGUGCUGCUGGGAUAGGAGGAGGAGCUUGACACCCAUCCACCAGCUUCGUCUAGCUUGCCAAUACAAAUGAACAUAGGAUCGAGUCCUUUUCCUUCCUAUAAAGUUAUUUAUUUUUAAUUCUGUUUAAUAACUUUAAGCUCAUGCAGGAACUACAUAAGCGUCUGGUAAAAUCAGCGUUUGAAACAAGCGCUUUUUCUCAGACUUUAAUAAUGAUGUCUUUUUAACUGUAGAAUGUAAGUGCUGAGUAUUUUUGAGUAACAUUAUGAAUGGUACGGUCCGUGGGCUGAACCAAAAGGAGCCUCCCUAUUAGCAACACAUCAUAAACACAGAGGCGAAUCCGUUCCACCUUAGCAGGUUCAUUUGACCUUUUCAAAACUAGUGUUAACAAAAUCUGAGCCAUUAAAGAAACGUCUCCUUCAAAAGCAUGAUUAUAAAGCUAAUACUGCUUUUUAGUUAUAUAAAUAAGCUGUUACUUUUACUGUGCCUUUAAAACAGUUUGCGCCAUAUAAUUUAACAAUCAGGAUUAACGUGACCUAAUGUUAUGAGACUAACGGGUCCACCGGGCCAUAGGAAUGUGAUGUGUGUUGUUUACUUGUUUUGUACUGCUUUCCCCUGACAAUCCACCCAUGUGGACCAGGUCCACACAAGCCAGUGACUGGUGUCACAGAGUGACCCACACCCCCUCUGCGACUUCUGACAGCUUGCGUGCCACAGUGUGGUCCUCAGCGAUCACCUUAACCUUCACGUUCGUUCGUGCCAAGUCGUUAUUAAUGUUUCUGCCUGGGAGGGAUUUCGUGCUGCUGAGGGUGAUUCAUCGUGUAUCGCAUUGUCCAGCAAAAUGUGGCUCUUUGGACUCAGGAAGCUGAAAGCUUCACUCCAGUGUGGACUGGUGAAUCGUUUAUUUAGCACUACUGGUGAACUAAACUGACAGCUUUAUUCUACUUCUUUGUUUACUGCUCCUGGCAGAGGGAUCGUUUUUCCUUCUGUCUCAUUAAAGUGCCUAUUUUGGAAAAUGAUAGAUUUGCACCUUGAAUUUUGAAAGAAAAAUAUGAAGGUUAGUGAAUGCAUAUACUGAUAACUAGUAACUUAUACUGGCAUAAUGGAUGUGUUUAGAUCAUAAUUUGCUUUAUUUUUUAUUUAUAUAUUUGUUGACAUUGAAACUAGGUGAAUUUUUUUCCAAGUCUUAAAAUGACCUUACUAAGCAUCUGUGUUGUAAUAAAGAUUUCACUCUGUAUUUAAUAAAAUGCUAACUUUCUGACAAA
Messenger RNA from Brienomyrus brachyistius, 2618 nucleotides. RefSeq names its product leucine rich repeat containing 58b (gene lrrc58b). The transcript has 4 exons. Bases 316 to 1371 code for a protein of 351 amino acids. The record is from RefSeq and is a predicted model, not a curated record. NCBI's taxonomy places the organism in Eukaryota, Metazoa, Chordata, Actinopteri, Osteoglossiformes, Mormyridae. Gene Ontology annotation, molecular function: protein binding.